AUGCGGCGUAGUCCAGAGGUGGGGGUGGCAAGCAUACCGCUUUUCGUCUGGGAAAGUUUCGAGGGUUUAUUGGAAUUUGCUGAUGGACUCCUCUUGUUUGAUGCGCAUAUAGUCGAAGUCAUCCAAGUCAAGGACAUCAGGAGAUCGGCUCUUCCAUUCGACGAAUGUUACGCAGUUCUGCAGAGCCUCGAGGGCGCAAUCAACGCGUACUACAACGAUCCCAACGAAUUCGGUGGCGGCUCUUCGAAACGCGCGGAAGCAGAACGAACAACGCGACUUAAUUCACUCUUUGACAAAUAUAAAGGCCCGACUUCACCGCUAUUCAUCCUGGACUUGGCAGUAAAUCCGGAAGAUGUCGUGUUACUGGCGAUUGCAUAUGAACUCAAAGCCCCAUCAAUGGGAAGAUGGACCCGAUCAGGAUGGCUAGACGGAUGGCGUUCCCUUGGUCAAGACACAAUUGGAGGGAUGCAAACGUCUUUAGCGGCCCUAUCGCAGAAACUCGCUUCAGAUUCCCGAUAUUUCCAGCAGGUGUACAAAUACACAUUCGAUUUCGCGCGUUCUGAGGGGCAACGGAGUCUCGCAAUUGAGGAUGCACAAGGUUUCUGGAGCUUGCUAAUUCCUCAUGGGCUAUCUGGUGGUGCCUUGAGACAUGUUGCAGCUGAAGAUGAGGAGGAUGAAGUAAUGGCUACUGAUGAGGAGGGCUGGCGGCCUGAAUACACAGAGUGGUGGUUUGAGUUCCUCCAAGAAAAGGCAGUGAAAGGCAUUAGCAAGGAUACGUGGUCGAUGUUCCUUGAUUUUAUACAGGCUAUUGAUUCGAAAUUUGAGAAGUACGACGAAACAGCUGCUUGGCCUUCGACGAUUGAUGACUUUGUUGGAUGGGCGCGCGAAAAACGCGCAGCCACUGCCAUUGAGUAG
This is a messenger RNA of Fomitiporia mediterranea MF3/22, 915 nucleotides long. Its product is annotated as DUF298-domain-containing protein. Gene Ontology annotation, molecular function: ubiquitin conjugating enzyme binding; ubiquitin-like protein binding; cullin family protein binding. The record is from RefSeq and is a predicted model, not a curated record. The transcript is spliced from 7 exons. The coding region runs from base 1 to 915 and encodes 304 amino acids. Gene Ontology annotation, biological process: protein neddylation; positive regulation of ubiquitin-protein transferase activity. Gene Ontology annotation, cellular component: ubiquitin ligase complex. NCBI's taxonomy places the organism in Eukaryota, Fungi, Basidiomycota, Agaricomycetes, Hymenochaetales, Hymenochaetaceae.